CGGUUUCGCCGGCAGUAGCGUUGCGCGCGCGCCGGUCAAACAACGUGCGGCUAAAUAAAGAAAUCCAAGAUGGCGUCGCGAGGCACACAGUGUUUUCUCACAGUGACCAGGAAAUAUAGCUCGGCUCCUGACAAAAAUGUGGCUUUUCUUGGCCUUGGGAACAUGGGAGGAUUCAUGGCUGCAAACUUAGCUAAGAAGGGCUUCGCAGUCCGUGGCUACGAUCCAUCUAAGGAGGCGUUGACAGCCGCAGCCAAGAACGGCAUCAAAGAAGCUUCCUCCAUUGCGGCGGCUGUUGAAGGAGCUGAUGUCGUGGUCUCCAUACUGCCCAGCAACAAAGUGGUGUUGGACGCCUACCUGGGCAAUGAUGGUGUGGUUAAGCAUGCCCGCAAAGGAGCUCUGCUCAUCGACUCCAGUACGGUAGACCCCAACGUGCCCAAACAGAUCUUCCCAGUAGCUCUGGAGAGCGGGAAGGGCUUCACAGAUGCACCUGUUUCUGGAGGUGUAAUGGGUGCCCAAAACGCAACCCUGGCCUUCAUGGCUGGAGGCCGUAAAGAGGACUUUGAGAGGUCACUGCCCUUCCUCAAAGCCAUGGGAGCGAAGCAGUUCCACUGUGGGGAAGUCGGUGCUGGUCAGGUCGCGAAGCUCACCAACAAUAUGCUGAUGGGCAUCACUGGAAUGGCUACUGCUGAGUGCAUGCAUAUGGGUAUUAAAAUGGGCCUAGACCCCAAAGUCCUACUAGACGUGUUGAACAACUCCUCAGCUCGGUCAUGGUCUACCGAGGUGUACUGUCCAGUCCCCGGCCUGGUCCCCACUGCUCCUUCCAGCAGGAACUACGACGGGGGCUUCAAGAACGAACUUAUGGUUAAGGAUUUGGAGCUGGCCAGUUCCAUGGCUCUCGGCAUCCGCUCACCCAUCCCUCUCGGAGCCGUGGCAACGCAGCUGUACCGCAUCGUGCAGUCCCGAGGAUACGGCCAGAAGGACUUCUCUUACGUCUUCCAACUCCUCAAGGAAGAUGCUGCUAAGAAUAAAUGAAUGAUGAAGUAUUAUAAGUGAA
This is a messenger RNA of Helicoverpa armigera (cotton bollworm), 1054 nucleotides long. RefSeq names its product probable 3-hydroxyisobutyrate dehydrogenase, mitochondrial (gene hibadh). Gene Ontology annotation, biological process: L-valine catabolic process. Lineage: Eukaryota; Metazoa; Arthropoda; Insecta; Lepidoptera; Noctuidae. Gene Ontology annotation, molecular function: 3-hydroxyisobutyrate dehydrogenase activity; NAD binding; NADP binding. Gene Ontology annotation, cellular component: mitochondrion. The record is from RefSeq and is a predicted model, not a curated record. The transcript has 6 exons. The coding region runs from base 70 to 1032 and encodes 320 amino acids.